Xiphias gladius (swordfish) is the source of this 1266-nucleotide messenger RNA. RefSeq names its product beta-2-microglobulin-like. The coding region runs from base 198 to 554 and encodes 118 amino acids. NCBI's taxonomy places the organism in Eukaryota, Metazoa, Chordata, Actinopteri, Istiophoriformes, Xiphiidae. Gene Ontology annotation, cellular component: MHC class II protein complex. Gene Ontology annotation, molecular function: MHC class II protein complex binding. The record is from RefSeq and is a predicted model, not a curated record. The transcript has 4 exons. Gene Ontology annotation, biological process: immunoglobulin production involved in immunoglobulin-mediated immune response; peptide antigen assembly with MHC class II protein complex; antigen processing and presentation of exogenous peptide antigen via MHC class II.
GGGGCGGAGAUAGCGGUCGAUCCGCGCUUUGUGCACUGGGCGUAAGAGCCGCCCAACCGUUCCGCCGCUUACCGGAAAUCGCUCCCGAACUAAAGACAUCGGUUGUUUCACUUUCUUUUGCGGCGUUUUCUUUUUCUUUUUUAAGCGUGGAAAUACACGACAGCUUCUCAAAUCCAGUACCGUCUGGAGGUGGAAACAUGAAGGCAGCUCUCUACGCAUUCGUAAUCGGCCUGUUUUGCCUUCCGGGCCCGUCGGCGACCAAGGAAUAUCCGCCCACUGUGCAGGUGUACAGCCGUAGACCCGCAGAGUACGGGAAAGACAACGUCUUGAUGUGUUACGUGACCGGCUUCCACCCGCCACUAAUCACCAUCGACCUGCUCAAGAAUGGCAACAACAUCACCGAGGCCAUCCAGUCCGACCUGAGCUUCGAGGAGGGCUGGUUCUACACCCUGCUCAAACACGGGCGGUUCACCCCGAGCAAAGGAGAUCAGUACGCCUGCCGAGUGACCCAUAUGGGGAGACCCAAGACCUUCUUCUUGGAAUCAGAUAAUUAGGUUCCGUGCUCCAACUUGCUCCAGGUCUGCUGAGUCUCAAGAAGAUGAUGACGACUGGAAAGCUUUGUCUAUAAUCUUGGGUUUCAUUGUCAAAUUUUGAGGGUUCAGCAAAUGAGAGUAGAGACUGCACUUAAUCCAGCUGUGUGUUUUUGUGAAAGCACUUCCAAAUACCAGCAAAGCUUUGUUAAUCACUUAGCUUUGAAGAGAGCAGAAAUCUUGAAAUCUCACAGCAACAAGCCUUAAAUUACUAGAUUACAAUGAAUACUGCUCCCCCGGCUCCCACGGGUCCCAGUUUCUCCCAGUUGGACCAUGAUACAUGCAUUUUACUACCCCUGUACCUGCACCUGCUGGCUCACACCGUGCCCAAUCUCAGAGAGAUUUACAAUUAUGAGAUCGUUCAGUCUGAAAAUCGGAAAUAGACUUUUGAGUGCCGUUCGUGGCGUCCUCGCAAAAAGAUGAUUAAAAAUAUGUAUAUAUUUGAGACUAUAUUCAGACACAGUCUAAGAGGAGCCUGUUUUCUGGGUUGCAAUAGCUUUCUUUGUUGCAGCACCACAGUUUUCUACUAGAAAAGCUGCCAUCAAGACUGACUGUGCCACUCUGUCUCUGUAUUAUUGAAUUCACCCAUGCUUUAUUAUUACAGUGAUAAGUCCUAAUGGCUGACAUGUCGGCAGACACUUGCACAUCCAGCAGAAACAGGGCGAUGUGGACAUCC